Molecule: messenger RNA, 8924 nt
Organism: Lagopus muta (rock ptarmigan)
Lineage: Eukaryota; Metazoa; Chordata; Aves; Galliformes; Phasianidae
Gene: UBAP1
Product: ubiquitin associated protein 1
Exons: 9
Coding region: 2964-4514 (516 amino acids)
Biological process (GO): regulation of DNA-templated transcription; ubiquitin-dependent protein catabolic process via the multivesicular body sorting pathway
Cellular component (GO): ESCRT I complex
Molecular function (GO): ubiquitin binding; DNA binding
Source: RefSeq, a predicted model, not a curated record
UUUUGCCAUUUUUGAUCUGUAUCACUCUCAGACUUGGGGGGGGGGGAGAGAGAGAGAGAGAGAGAGGAUGCAUUUUGGGACUCUUAGAAACAGCAGAGAGUCUCAUACAAUGUUACAGUGACUGUCUCAGAUGGUUCAGAAAUGCUGAGAUGGUGGGAUGCGAAAUGCUGUUGCUUUAAGCGAGUGAACUAUCUGUGAAAGAACUAGUGUUAGCUUGUAUCUUGACAGACGGUGGUUUUCAACUUCUGUAAAAACUGGCUUCCUUCUUGUUUGCAGAAGGGAGUUUAGUGCAUGAUUUCUGUAACUUGCCCGAAGUUCUUUGGCUGUCUGCUAAAACACCUGUAAAUGCAUAUAAUAUUGCAUAUAAUUCUAGGCUGCUGAAUGCCUGAGCUUGUUGAUGUGACUUCUUGGCAAAGCAAGGGCAAAUAGAGACAGUAAGGAGCUUGUUGCUUGAAGGUAACAAUGUUUGAUUUGGCUUUAUUUGCAAAGGGAAAGCUUGCAAAUUCAAGUGCAAAUGGAAAUGUGAAACUGUGUGCUCAGUAAUAUUUCAAAUUGAAGAUGUUCAACUGGAAAUGUCAUGGUAUUUACAGCUUACAAGAACCCACAAGUAUGUUGUGUGACAUAAGGUAAGAGAAGUUAGACUAAGGUAAAGGAGCUGGCUUUGUGAGCAGCUAGGUGGUCUAAGCUGCUUUUGGAGCCAGGGAUGAAAUGCAUGUUCAGCAGGCAAAAUGGUUGUACUACAGCUGUUUGUGUGACCUAAUGCAAUCCUUUUAAUGUCUGAAUGUACAUACUAUGCUAUAAAAAAUAAAUUUGGAAGGUCUGCCACUCUUCUGAGGUGUUUUAUUUGUGUUGCAGUGUUGGGCUGAUGAAAAAAUUCUGGUUCUCUUGCUCUUUGCUCUCCAGGAAAUAGAUGUUUGAAAUAUGCAAUUCUUCAGUGCAGGGGUUUGGCAGUAUUCUGUAUAAACUGCUUCCACCCACCAAUUUGGAGAUUUUCUCUCCGAGCUGGGAGAGAAGUUGUGUGUAUAUUUUAUUACAAUCCUUGUCUGUAAUUUGGCGUUAUUACAGUAAUGUGAAUGUGGUGCUUCUGUUAUUAGGCAGCACUGGAUUUAUUUGCUACAUUGAAUCAGGCAUGGGUUAGUGAAAAAGAGGACUGAUUUUCAAGGGUUAUCAUCUCAGUUGAAGAAUGGCCAACUCAUACAGACUUUCCACUUUUUUUUUGGGUUUAACUGAUGGUGGUUCAAUGAGCAGAUCUGCAUAUUGUUAACAGUCUCAUAUUGCUGCUGAUCUGUUACUGUUGGACAUUUGAAGAGGAAAAGCCAUGGAUAGUACUGUUGGAUGGUCACGUGGCAAUCUCAUCCAGCACCCUAUUCCAUCUAGCUUUAUAAAAUUUGGAUUGAUGCAGCUGAGUCAGAUCUGUCAAAAUGUCCUGAGGAAAUGAAGCUAAUGCAUCUCUGAAGGCUUCUUUUGAAUUUAAAAUGAGCCAUUUCCAUUCAGUUAUCCAUUUCUUUAAGUGUUUUGAGGGGUUGCACUAGUUAGCAGUGCUGCUGGAGUGCUUGUUAUAUUAAAUGUCUUCUACCACCCAAGCAGGCUGGAGAUGGUGUAAAACAAAAUUGCAAACUUCAAUGAGUUAGAGGUAGCCCAAACUUAAUUUCUAAGUUCCUAAAUCCUGUUUCAUGUUAUCAGUCCAGAAGAACACCCUUUAAAUUUUUUACAGUAAGAUGGAAAACUGGAUCAGUGAUUUGAUACAGGAUAUUGUGGGAAAGAGGCACUGGACCAAAAUGGAGAGAAAGCAGCGAGAUUCCUGGGAUAGCUGUGGAUGUAGGAUUCAGGAAAUGCGAGUUGUGUUGUGGCACAACCAGAGCAGGAUGACUGUGGGAAUGCAGUUUAAUAUUUGAACCCUGUUCCUUGCACCUACAAAACAGGGCUGUGUUCAGUACAUUUAAUUGGGAGUAAAACUGUUUUGAAGUGUUCAAGAAUGAUAUAGUGCUGGAGACAAAAUGAUUUUCUGUUUGAAGUAAAGGUAGUGAAAUGAAAAUGUGUGUGUAAGUGUAUUUGGUUCUGGACGAUAUGUCCUUCCAGACUUUAUUGGACAGCAGUGUAUUUCAGUGGUCAUGGUUUUGUUCCACUUUUCAUUUCUCUUGAGCAUGUAAAGGUGAGUUUAGCAACUGAAGCAUUACUGAAACGUGUCUCGGGGGCAGAUCAGCUCUAUGUCAGAGGGUGACAGCUGCUAGCAUGUUUGUACACCUUAACCAUGAGUAAGUUCAGCUGUGGCAGUUGCACAGAUGUGCUGAAUCUUCUUCAUGUUGCAUGUGGCUUCCCUCCCUGAACUCUUUGGUCUGUUGUUGGACUAUAGACUGAGCCUUAUUUCCACUCAGAGUCCUAAAUCCAGAGACCUUUCCUGUUUGAGUUCAAACUGCAGCACUGCAAGGAAGGACUGUUUCAGAACCGGAGCAUGGGACUUUCAGGGGGCCAAGCAGAUCCUUGUACUCUGUUUUUGUAAUAAGUCAACGACUGUGGCUGAGAACAGUCUCAGUUGGACUUCUUGCACAAAGCUAAACUUCUACUUUUCUGUACUAGACGAACUCAGAGAGGACAGCUUAAAUUCCUGUGCUCCAGAUGAGUUCAAAUCCAGAAGUGUAAUUAAUGUGGGCAGUGCUGUUUUGCUGGGUCUGUUCUGAUGUCUGCUGUUGGUUUUGUGUGUCAGUGUUUAUUUUUGGUACCAGGUGGUGAUACUUCUGUCCUGUGGGUUUCUGAAGAGCAAGACAGAAUCUUUGCUAUGAACUUCACUCUUUCUUCACGUUAGCUAGCCUCUUCAAGAAACAACUGAGGUAACUGAAACACAACAUCAUACCAGGUGCUCUGAAGAAAACAAUUCCAUCCUGCUGAAACAAAGACACAUGUGAAGAUCACUGAAGGGAGCAUUCACCUUGAACAAUAAUCAGUUUUUUCCCUGUCUGUUCUAAAUGGCUUCUAAGAAGUUGGGAUCCGACUCUCACGGGCCUUUCAGCUAUCUUGAUGAUGUCCCAUUUAAGAUAGGAGACAAAUUUAAAACCCCUGCGAAGGUUGGACUACCCAUUGGUUUCUGCCUGCCUGAUUCUUUUCAGCUUGUCAGAGAAGCCCAGUAUGACUUCUCCCUGGAAAAGAAAACAAUUGAGUGGGCUGAAGAUAUCAAAAAAAUUCAAGCUGCCCAGAAAGAAGCUGAACGCAAGGCUGAAGAAGCAAUAGCAAACUCAAAAGUUGCUCCAGAGGACAACAGAAUGGGGUUCCCAGAGGGACCUUGCCCCGAGGCCAUGCCUCCACCUAUUAACCCCAUACUCGCUAGUCUGCAGCACAAUAGUAUUCUUACCCCUACUCCAGCCAACAGCAGUGCUGUGAAGCAAAAAGUUCUUAGUCCACCUCAUCCAAAAGCAGAUUUCAACCCAGCUGAUUUUGAAUGUGAAGAAGACCCAUUUGACAAACUGGAAUUAAAAACUAUUGAUGAUAAGGAGGAAUUAAAAAACAUUCUUGAAAUUCAUGUUGGUACUACUGGGCCAGUUGUUGCCCAACUGUUGGAUAACAGCUUGCCCAAAGGAAAGUCUGAGUCUGUGUUACAAGAUCAGGAAGUUUUGGCAUCCAUAGAAAGGGCCGCGUUGGACCUCAAGCCCCUUCACAAACCCAAUGGCUUUAUCACUUUACCGCAACUGGGAAACUGUGAAAAGAUGUCCUUGUCUUCCAAAGUGUCCCUGUCCCCUAUCACUUCAGUGAGCAGUAUCAAAUCCCUGUCCUUUCCUAAACUUGACUCCGAUGAGAGUGAUCAAAAGUCGUCAAAGCUCAUGGGCACUUUUCACAGCGCUAGUUGUCUCCGCAAUGGCACUUUUCUCAGCUCUUGGCAGGCCUGUGCUCAGAAUAAAGCUAGCGAACUGAAUGGACACCACAUGGUUGAUCUUUCUGCUGUAAACGAGGACAGUGGAAUGGAGACAUCUACAUUAUCCUCUUCAUCCAGACUGCCGUCCCUGGCUUUGUCGACACUGUGUGCAGAAGAACAAAGCACAGUGACCACGGUACACCCAGACAAGGAGACAGAAAUCCCUAUGGUAACACACCAAAAUUUCCCAGUGUCUAAAGUGCCCAACAACAUGACCUGCACAAAGCAGUCGGGUGUUCCUUUUCCGGAGUUACAGCAGGCUCUCUCUGCUAGCGAGAGGCAGUGCGUAGAGACAGUUGUCAACAUGGGAUAUUCACCUGAGAAUGUCCUGAAAGCCAUGAAGAAGAAGGGGCAAAACAUAGACCAGGUUUUGGAUUACCUGUUUGCACACGGACAGCUUUGUGAAAAGGGCUUUGAUCCACUUCUUGUUGAAGCGGCUUUGGAGAUGCACCAGUGUUCAGAGGAGAAGAUCACGGAACUUCUCCAACUUAUGAGUCAAUUUAAAGAAAUGGGCUUUGAACUAAAGGACAUUAAGGAGGUCUUAUUAUUACAUAACAAUGACCAGCAGAAUGCUUUGGAAGAUCUAAUGGCCCGUGCAGAAGCCAGCUGAAGCACAUUCCUGAGUUCUUGGCGUGCAAUGGAACAGCCCCACCACCUUCACGUUCAGUGUGACUUGCUCUCAGCAAGGAGUCCAGUUUUUUGCAUACAUGGGAAAGUGAAUGAGCAAGCCUGCCUGCGUGCAUCACUCCAGCAUUUCUCUUUUCACUGGGAGCCAACUUUCUUUCUUAAAUUAAAUUUUUGAAGUGUCCUUUCCUAAGUUUCCUUUUUCCAGCUUGGCCACGGAGAUUUUAGACUGCCCAGCUGCUCUACUGGAAUUGUAUAUAGUCAGAGACAGGAGUGGUCCUCCUCACUGUUGCACUGGAGUUGGACAGGGGAUUACUAAAUUUGUUCUGAAACAUAUAAUGCUUUGGUUCUUUGAAGCUGCUUUCUUGGUGUCUGCUUGUACUGAAUUACUUGACUGUGUCACAGUCCAGAUUAUCUGGUUAAAUCUGACCUUUAGUGCAAUGGAGUUUUAUUUUUUGAUUGAGAGUUAGUCUGUAACUUAGUGAAACACUGGUUUGGAAACUGUCGCCAUUCAUAAAGAGAGAAGCUGUUCCUCUUGUUUCUUCUUUAACUCAUGCAUCCAACACUUCUGCAGACGUAAGUGUCCUAUGCUAAGUGGUUAUAAGUUCUCUUGAAAUAUAACCCAGACCUGCAAUUUGUGGUGGUUCUUGAACCUGAAGGCAGAGAGCUGGGGCUCAGUAUUCUUAAUCCCCCUGGCUUGUAAGAUAUUUAAGAAAAUGCUCUGCUAGGAAAUCAGUUAUCUUUUGUUCUAAAUAAUAUUCAGUGUGAUGCAGGAGGUUUCUUUCAAGCACUUUCUUUAAAAUAAACAUACUUGCUGCAUUAGUUCCAUUUUUCACACUGCUGUAGAAUUACAUAAUAACACCUAGUACUAGAAAUCAGGUAGUCAUAGAAUCAUAAGAUAAGAAUUGGAAGGGACCUCUGGAGAUGGAGUAACUGCUUGCUAAAGCAGGUUCCCUCCAGUAACUUGCAUGGGAGUAUGUCCAGGUGGGUUUUGAAAUCUCCAGAGAAGGAGACUCCACCUCUCUGUGCAGCCUAUCCCAGUGCUCUGUCAUACUCUUAAAUAAACCCUUGUGGAAUCUAUCCAACAACAAAAUGUCCAUUUCCUCAGAAAAACGUGGAAGCAUAGAAAGCAUGUUUUGAAGGGGCUUCUCCUGCACUAGCUGUUUAAUAAGCAAGAAAAAAUUCUAUCACUUCUGUUCUUACUCAAUUUUCCAGAAGGCAAAUCCUUUCAAUGAGUAUCAGAGUAACUUGCAAGAAGCUGAAGUUCCAGAGAUACAAGCAUCAGCUCUGCACUUUAUCCUGGAGUUCCAGUGCUGCCUCUUAUUUCAGUCCAGUCAGAUGAUGUCAGGAGCACUGCCUCUGCUGCUGGUUUUAACUUCUCUCUUGUUCCUUCGGGAGGACCUGCUGGAAGAGCUAAUGUGCAUACUGCUCUUGAGGUGACUGGUUGGUGUUGAUGUUGCCAACCAUGUUGCUUGCUAAAGUUGAUGCAAGAUUAUCUAAAAACACAGGAGGAUAACACUGAAUCAUCUGGGACUGGUGAAAAGAAAUCCAAACUUAUCACAUCUGAGGAAAUGCUGAAUAUUGGAAUGGCAUGGGAUAGUCUGUUAACAGCUGAGGAAUAACAGCAGUAUCAACUCUGACAGAUGAUGGCUGAUGCACAAGAACCCUCUUGGUUGGGCUUCUUGUGUUUCCAACAAGAGUAUGUGCGUCAUUUUGGCAGAAGGAUCUUCUCAAUUUCAUCCAAAGAGUUUUCAGUUGUCAAGUGAGUGAUACCAACUUUCUCCUUGUUUUCCUCAUUGCCCCCCAUCUUGAAACAUGGUUUUCUAACAGCACUGGAUUUUUCUGUUUUGGUGCACUGUGGACUUCAGAUUAUCGCACCACCUUUUUCAGGCCUCGUGGACUACAAGGAACCAUCUUGGAGUUUAAUCCUGAACAUUCAUGAAGGAUUUCCACAAAGAGCCCAUCUACUAUUAGGCUCUCAUAAGAUGCCUUUUUGUUCCAGAUGGAAUGGAUCCAGGUGGGCAGCUUAUCGAAUCAUUCAUUUGAAGAUGAAGAGUAGCAUCAAAACAUUGCAGCUGUGUGUGAUCAGCAGCCUGGCAUGGGAUUGUCAGUCUCAUUUUUCACAGAGGGCACAUCAGAGAUAAUUGUAGACUGGCAGUUUCACUGUUGGGAUCUGUACUUAGUUUUUCUCUAAUUAGUGCUCUAGAAUGAUAAGGGUUCUGGAUACCUUUCACUUUUAACCUCUGCAAAAGCAUAGCUGUAGUGAGCUGACAAAUGAGAAACACAGACAUGGAGUAAUUCUUCCCAAUUUCAGAAGCCCAGGAAAUAGAAGUCUAUUCUGGCACUGCUGAUGACAGCCUAACUGGAGAUGUUGUAUUCAAGGGGCAUCCAGAUUCCUUCUGUUUAAUUCCGUUUGGUGGUUGUGGAGUGUGUUCAGCAAUGGAAACAGCUUCCUAUUUACUUCAAUGCACAAACUGUUAGGGCAGUUAUCUUCUUGAGGGCAGUUUGUUUCUGCUUGGCAUAGUCUUAGCUGAACCUGGACUUGUUAAUCUCUUUUGUCCCCCUGGCAAGAAGACCCUGGAAACACAGAUUUUUUUCUGACCUGCUGAGAUGUAAAGGAAAGAGGGGAAAAAACUUAUCUUGGAACCUCUGAAUACUGCUCUGUACUAAACUUACAGGCUUAUUGAGUAGUAGUACAUCAAGCACAUUCAAAAAAGGCAGGCUUUUCAGCUGGAUGUCGGGAUGGAUGGGUGGGAUGGAAGGGGAUGGCUCUGCAUCUCAAAGUGAGCGUUAGUGUCUUGCAGGAGCACAAAAGUACCAGACAAAGGAAAGUGAGAUGUGACUGAAGUAGAAGGCUGUAUGUGAAUCCCAGCAGUAUCCCGCCCAGGCUCUAUGGGUGAGGGACAUCCACAUGAAAAACAGCAGGCUUUAUAGCUGAUAAAUCCAGAGGUCUUUUGAUUGUCCAUGGUACCUACAUCUGUAGAGUUCAUAGAAUCAAAAGGAUUGGAAGGAACCUCUGGAGGUCAUCUGGUCCUGGCCCCUGCUAAAGCAGGUUCCCUAAGUAGAUUGCACAGGCAAGUGUUCAUAUAGGUCUUGAAUAUCUCCAGAGGAGGAGACACCACAACUUCUCUGGCAGCCCGUUCCAGUGCUCCAUUACCCUCGCAGUAAGAAAGUUCUUUCACAUGUUGGUAUGUAUGAAACUUCCUGUGUUCCUGUUCAGUCUCAUUGCCCCUUUUCCUGUCACUGGGAACCACCAAAAAGAGCCUGCUCCCAUCCACUUGACACCUGCUCAUAGAUAUUUAUAAGCAUUGAUUUUCCCCCCCCCUCAGUCUUCUCCAGGCUGAACAGCCCCAGCUCUCAGCUUUUCCUCAUACAGGAGAUGCUCCUAUCCACAGCCAUCCCUGUGGCCCUCCACUGGACUCUGGGUAGUUCCCUGUCUUGAACAGGGCACAGUUCUCUAGGUGUGGCCUAACCAGGACAGAAAGGAGGAGGAUCACCUCCCUCAACCUGCUGGCCACACUUUUUAAUGCACCCCAGAAUACCAUUGGCCUUCUUGGCUACGGGGGCGCACUGCUGGAUCAUGGCCUACCUGUCAUCCACCAGGUCCUUCUCUGCAGAGCUCCUCUCCAGCAGGUCUCCUAGCCUGUACUGAUGCAGGUUAGUCCUCACCAGGUGUAGGACCUACUCUCGCUCUUGUUGAAUCUCAUCAGGUUCCUCUCCGCCCAACUCCCAGCCUGUCCAGGUCUCACUGAAUUGCAGCACAGCCUUCAGACACGUCAGCCCCUCCUCCUGGCUUUGUAUCAUCAGCAGACUUGCUGAGGGUGGACUCCAUCCCUUCGUGCAGGCUACUGAUGAAGAUGUUGAACAGGACUGGAAUGAGCACCAGUUCCUGGGGAACACCAGCAGGUCCUGGAGUUUUAUUUGAACUGCUGGGCUGCAGCUGCUCUUCAGUAAGUGCAGAGCCCUCAUCAGGAGGUCAUCUUGGUCUGCUUUUAUUAUGCCCAACAGAGCCCAACAACUCUUGUAGUUCAGAAAUGUAGGAACUUCAUAUAAUAUUCUGCAGUUCCUUGAAAUCUGCAAUCUUCUAUGCACUGAUAGCACCAAGUAUUAUGCUGUGCAUUGUUCAAGUUCUAAAUGUGUAAAAUAUCAGCAGUCUUGAGGCAUCAUUAAUUUGCUGAUUCUGCAGAAGAAUAAUUAAUAAAACCCUCAGUUAUGACUCCCAGCGUCGUGGUUCCCAUCGCUCAUGCUCUUUGACUUCAGCUGAUGAAGAACUUGCUGGAUAUUACAAGCCCUGGGCCUGCUUUCUCCUCUGGGCAUGCAUGGAUGUGGUCUGCUUUGGGUAGAGCUACCAGAGGUCUCCAGAGAGGUGGAUGCAGAGGUAGAAGGUGCUUCUUUU